Corythoichthys intestinalis (scribbled pipefish) is the source of this 934-nucleotide messenger RNA. RefSeq names its product FKBP prolyl isomerase 1B (gene fkbp1b). NCBI's taxonomy places the organism in Eukaryota, Metazoa, Chordata, Actinopteri, Syngnathiformes, Syngnathidae. Gene Ontology annotation, molecular function: peptidyl-prolyl cis-trans isomerase activity. Bases 187 to 513 code for a protein of 108 amino acids. The transcript has 4 exons. Gene Ontology annotation, cellular component: sarcoplasmic reticulum membrane; cytoplasm. Gene Ontology annotation, biological process: protein peptidyl-prolyl isomerization. The record is from RefSeq and is a predicted model, not a curated record.
GAAAUCCUAAAAUCCGCUUGCUCGCUUCUCAUAUCUCGGUGGGAGGCUCUCGGCGGCGGUCGGGUAACGACUGUAUGCUGUCCUUCGGCGGACACCGAGCUGUAACGGUAGCGGCCAUACGAGGAAACCAUUGCCUAGGAAGGACUUAUGUUCCACGCCUAAAACUUGAAGACUUAUUGCAGAACCAUGGGUGUGGAAGUCGAGACAAUAUCUCCCGGUGAUGGAAGCACAUUUCCAAAGAAGGGUCAGACAUGUGUGGUUCAUUACAUAGGUAUGCUGCAGAAUGGCAAGAAGUUUGACUCGUCCAGAGACAGAAACAAGCCCUUCAAAUUCAAAAUCGGACGCAACGAAGUGAUCAAAGGCUGGGAAGAAGGCGUGGCUCAGAUGAGCCUGGGCCAGAGGGUGAAGCUCACCUGCACACCUGACGUUGCAUAUGGCCUCACGGGCCACCCCGGUGUUAUCCCUUCCAACGCCACGCUGGUUUUCGAUGUGGAGCUACUCAAACUGGAGUGAAUAUAUUUGUGCAGGGACCUGGUUGAUGCGCUAUACCCCUCCACCCAAUCCUGCCUCCCCUCUUGUUCCAUUUACUAUUUAAAUGCAUCUAAAGUUAUACUAAACACUCACUGCCUUACGGUGUUAGCAACAGAGCAUAAGCACAUUACAAAAGACCCUGCAUCAUGACUUUGGUAUUUUCUAUAUAAACAUCAUACUUACAUACACUACUGAAAUAACUGCAUCGCCACUUUAAUCAGGGUAUCUCCUGCUGAAUGCUCCCGAAAACCUAGCCAUGUAUUCUCAAAUCCCUCAGAGUUCCACCCUCUACCUAAUAAAGAGCAUUUACUGCACGUGUUUUCUCUAAUUGUUCCAGUCUGAUGGCGUACUGAACCAUUGCUGCUUAUCAUUUAUUGACCAAUAAAUAAAAAUGGCAUGGUGA